AUGACAAAGAGCGAGACGAACAAAGCGCCGGAGGUUAGCAAACGAGGAGGUCACCGCCCGCACCGCAACUCGACGACGUCCAGCAAGAAGGCUGGAUCGGAGAUGGUUGUCGAGGAGGUUGCGAGGAUGACUCUCGCCGACGGCAGGCCCGUCGUGGACGUUUCGGUAGGCGGCAAGUCCGGCCUGAAGGGCGGAAUCCCCACGCCGAACGCCAUACCCGCCCCGAACGCCAUACCGGCGCCGCUGCCGCUCCCCAAGUCGGCAGCGGCGACCAGUGGCGAGGCUGUCGGCGACAAGCCGAAGAAGCCUCGCGGCGGCAAGGGGAAGGGCGGAGCCAAGGACAACAGGCCCGCUGACUCCCCCGCUGAGGGUGCGAACGGUGAGGCCAAGGCUGCGAAGCCCAAGGCGCGGCGGGGUAAGGGUGGAGGCAAGGAAAAGCCCGACGCGGGUAACGUCGUCGAGGUUGAGGUGCAUCACAAAGUCGAGGCAAAUGGAAGUGAGGGGAAGAAGGCGAUCCCCGCGCCCAAGGGUGGCGCGGCGUUCGUUCCCCCCAAGUCGGACGGCGACGCUCCCAUCAACGAGGAUUCUAAGUCCAAGGCUGCCCGUAAGGGCGUCAUCCCCCUUCCCAAGGGCCACCCCGCCCUGGACAGUGCGGUCAAGCCGGAGGGUGCGGAGAAGAAGGUCAAGGCUAAGAAGGAGAAGAAGCCGAAGGCGGAGAGGGUGGACAAGGAGAACGGCGACGCCAACGGCGAGGCCGCCGCCGAUGCCGAUACCGCCGACCCCACCGCCACGCCCAAGCCCAAGAAGAAGAAGGAGCCCAAGGAGAAGAAGGAUGACGGCAGCGGCGUGAACCGAACGCUCGCGCAAACCGCCGGGAAGGAGAUUCGAAGGCACCUGGAGACGGGCAACGUGGACGCCGCCAUGUCCGUCUUCGAUGCCAAGCACAAAGUCGGCGGCAUCGAUUUGCAGACGGCGACAACCUUGAUCAUGGGGCUGGUGCGCGCGUGCCACCUCGCGGAGUCCAUCCAGGUUGCCGACUACCUCAAGGAGCGAAACAUGAAGAUGCCGCUGCGACAGUUCACCGCCAUCAUCACCGGCAUGUCGCAGCGCGCCAACCCCAUGGACGCCCUCGAGUUCCUCAACGCCCUCGAGCACAUCAUCAACUACGAAUCCAAGGCUGUGCACAACUACCACUUUCACUUCGCGAAGCUCGUGGUGCAGGAGUUUUUGGAGGAGGCGCUUCAGACGCUGGACCGCGUGGCCAACGCACCCGCGUUUGGACUGCAGGAGAGCGGACUCGCCGCGAUGGACGUGGUGAUCAACUCGUCGCACAAGGGUGGUCAGCUGUCGCUCAACAUUCCGGCCCUGGGGUACGAGCUUCAGCGCGGGCUGAUGAAGGGCGACACCGUGCUGCUCUCCCGCACGGGCGAGGCUGCGAGACAAAUGGGCGGCGAGAUGCCGAAGGGCCCUCGCGGCAACGGCGGCGACAUCGACCUCGAGAACCUGGUGAUGCCGACGGGGCCCAGGCGUGAUAACACGACGGGCCCGGUCGGUAGGGGCGGCGCGCGGGGUGGUGGUUGGCGCGCGGAUUACGAGUUUGAGGCUGAGGUGAGCGCGAUGUUUCCCAACCUCAGCGUGAAGCUCGUGGGGUGCACGCAGGCGCAGGCGCAGACCGUCCGGGGCGGCGGGUGGAGGGUUGACAAGCUCGCGAACCGAACGUCUUUCCUCCGUCAGCUCAACGCGCUCCAAGACAUGGUCGAGGUCAAGGCUGGUACGAGCCAGAAGGCGGGCGUCGAUCCCGCCAUCCGCGACAUCCUGGUUGCGGGUUGGGACCACAACCGCGCCGAUAUCAACGCCAUCCCGGACAUGUGCAGCGCCGAGCGCCACGAGAACCUCACCCUGAUGCAACGCCAGCGCAUGAUCGACAACGCGAUGGACCUGCAGGCGAUGGCGCACAUGAACAAGUCCCAGACGGACGCCCUGGAGGCUGCGCUGUUCCAGAGGGUGACGCUCAUCCAGGGUCCUCCGGGUACCGGUAAGACGCACACCGCCGUCGCGCUCGUGCAGAUGUGGCUCAGGAACCGCACCAGCCCCAUCCUGUGCACCUCGGACUCGAACAUCGCGGUGGAUAACCUCGUCGACGGUCUGUCUCGCGCGGGCGUCAGGGUGGCGCGCAUCGGCCGCCCCGAGGCUGUGCGACAGGAUCUCAUGCAGUUCAUGGUGGAGUCCAUCGCAGGCAUCGAACCCGGCUCCAACAUGAGCAAGGAUCAGCAGUAUCAGGCCAUCAACGGUGUGCUCCGACGCGCGGAGGUGGUGUGUGCCACGUGCGCGGGCGCGGGGUCUGACAUUCUCGAGAGGUUCUCCUUCCAGGCUUGCCUCAUCGACGAGGCUACGCAGGCGACGGAGCCUGCGACUGUCGUCCCGCUCACCAAGGGGUGCUCCCAGGUUGUGCUCAUCGGCGACCAGAAGCAGCUCCCGCCCACGAUCAUCUCGCGCGAGGCGGACGCGGCCGGUCUCGGCACGUCCCUCUUCGAGCGCAUGCUCGCGAGGGGUAUCCGGGCCUUCAUGCUCAAGGUGCAAUACCGCAUGCACCCCGCCAUCGCGGCGUACCCGAGCAAGGCUUUCUACUCCGGCGCCCUGUUGUCCGGAACGCCGCCCUCUGCGCGCCGCGCGCCGAUGGGCUUCGACUGGCCGGUCCCCGCGGUGCCCCUCGCGUUCGUGGACGUCCCCGACGGAUACGAGCGGUCGGAUGGCAGCUCGCAGACGAACCCGGUCGAGGCGCAGAAGGUUGUGAACAUCGUCAAGAAGCUCGCCGCGGGUCACGACGUCAUCUUUGGUGAGAUUGGCAUCGUCACCCCGUACAGCGCGCAGGUGCGCGCGAUCAAGCGCCUGCUAAACGGCAACAAACCGGAGGUUCGCAGUCGCUUCGACGCCCCCGCAGAUCCCAACACGCUCCAAGCCCUCGAGGUUUGCUCCGUCGACGGAUUCCAAGGGCGAGAGAAGGAGGUGAUCGUUUUUUGCUGCACGCGCGCAAACCCCAACGGCAACGUGGGUUUCCUCGCCGAUCCGAGGCGCGUGAACGUGAUGCUGACCCGCGCGCGCCGCGGGCUAAUCAUCAUCGGCAACCUCGGCACCCUGCGCCGGGACCCCGAGGUGUGGGGACCCUGGCUGCAGUGGGCUGGGGACAACGGCUUGAUUUGCGGCUUGGCCGCCGCCGACGCGGAUUCCGCGUCCAGGCUCGCCACCAUCGGCAUGAGCUCCCUCGAGGAGAUUGGCGGCCGUGGCGCGGGCGAGGUGAUGACCAUGGGCGCCAUGCUCUCGCCGACGAUGUGGGCCGGCGGGGGUGGGUCUGCCAGCGGGGGCAACCUCGCCGAUCUCGGGCCGACGAUGAAGGAACAGCGCGACACGGAUGUGCCUGACGCGUGGGACGACUCGGACGACGACGACGACGACGCCACCGGCGUGACGACCGAGACGGAGAGCGUGACCGUGAAGGGAUCCACCAACUCGCUCGUGGGUCUGGCGGACAGCGCGUGGGACGACGAGUCCGACAGCGAGGAUUCGUGAUUGAGGAUCAAUUUGUUUGGGGUGGGUUAAAGAAAAGACGGGGAGUCUCAUCUCCCCUGUCGAAAAGAUUAUUACGCGUAGCGGGAUUCAUAACGCAGCUAUUAUACUCGAUCGAA
Molecule: messenger RNA, 3683 nt
Organism: Micromonas commoda
Lineage: Eukaryota; Viridiplantae; Chlorophyta; Mamiellophyceae; Mamiellales; Mamiellaceae
Exons: 1
Coding region: 1-3567 (1188 amino acids)
Molecular function (GO): helicase activity; ATP hydrolysis activity; protein binding
Source: RefSeq, a predicted model, not a curated record